Molecule: messenger RNA, 4164 nt
Organism: Haliotis rufescens (red abalone)
Lineage: Eukaryota; Metazoa; Mollusca; Gastropoda; Lepetellida; Haliotidae
Product: DNA repair and recombination protein RAD54-like
Exons: 22
Coding region: 175-2409 (744 amino acids)
Biological process (GO): reciprocal meiotic recombination; double-strand break repair via synthesis-dependent strand annealing
Cellular component (GO): nucleus
Molecular function (GO): DNA translocase activity; ATP binding; ATP-dependent chromatin remodeler activity
Source: RefSeq, a predicted model, not a curated record
CCACUGGAAUGGCGGCCUACUACGAAAGCAGAUGGGGAAACACCCUUACAAAAAAUAGAAUUUUUGAUGAAACUAUCACUGAUGACAAGAAUGACGAUAUCCCAAGAAAAGUACAGGCUUACGAAGUUUUGAAUUAAAUUGAAACCUGUCAAAUAAGGAUUUAAAUUAUCCAAAAUGCGACGAAGUCAAGCACCAAGCCAAAGGAAUGCAAUUGUACCAAAGCGACAAAGUGAUGAACUGGAAUCACCUCGAACAGUCAAGGACAAACGCCACAAGAAGUCAAAAAUUGAGAUCAGCAGUGGAUACCAAUUUCAGUCCCCAUAUCGUCAGCCUUUAACUAAUAUAGCCAACAGCCCCUCUUUCCCUGAUGGAUCGUCACAUGAAGCCCUCAUCAAGAAUAUUCUUUCCAAACCUUUCAAAAUCCCCAUCCCUAAUUAUCAAGGCGCUUCAUCAUCCCGAGCCCUCGGUGUGCGGAGACAGGGAGCCAGGCAACCUCUACACGACCCUUAUGAGGAGGGUUCCCUCAUCCUCUAUACACCACCAGAGUUGUCUGCCCAUGACCAGCUCAAGGCUGACGUAGAGAAACAGCCCGUCCAUGUGGUGGUGGAUCCUCUGCUGUCCAAGGUGCUGAGGCCUCAUCAAAGGGAGGGAGUGAAGUUCAUGUAUGACUGCAUCACAGGCUGUCAAAUAGAAGGGAGUCAUGGCUGCAUCAUGGCAGAUGAAAUGGGCCUGGGGAAGACGCUGCAGUGUAUCACGCUCAUGUGGACAGCACUGAAACAAAGUCCGGACUGCUGCCCUCUGAUUGACAAGGCCAUGGUUGUGUGUCCCAGUAGUUUAGUGAAGAACUGGCACAAUGAAAUCAGCAAAUGGCUUGGAGGACGUGUGAAAGCUCUAGCAAUCGACAGUGGCACGAAAAGCGAAAUAGACAAAAAUCUAACUCACUACAUGUCACAGGAGGGGCGCAGAGUGAUGUUCCCCAUCCUCAUCAUCUCCUAUGAAACCUUCCGGCUACACGCCUAUGUGCUGCACAAGCGAUCGGUCGGGCUGGUGAUAUGUGAUGAGGGUCAUCGGCUGAAGAACUCGGAGAACCAGACGUACCAAGCCCUGAGUCAGCUGAAGGCAAAGCGACGUGUCCUGCUGUCCGGCACCCCCAUACAGAACGACCUGCUGGAGUACUUCAGUCUCGUCCACUUUGUAAACACUGGCAUCCUAGGCACAGCUUCCGAGUUCAAGCGUCGGUUUGAGAAUCCCAUCCUGCGUGGGAGAGAUGCAGGUUCCACCGACGAGGAGCACAAGAAGGGGCAGGAGAAGCUGCAGGAGCUUGCUGCCGUAGUGAACAAAUGCAUUAUCAGGAGAACACAAGCUCUUCUCACAAAGUACCUGCCAGUUAAAAUUGAGCUGGUGAUCUGCUGUAAACUCACCCCCCUGCAGUCGGCCCUGUACAAGCAGUUUGUGUCAUCCAAGGCGUCCGACUGUGAUGUGACGUCUAACGGCAAGAUUGCAGUCAGCAGCCUUUCCGCCAUCACUCAGCUGAAGAAACUCUGCAAUCACCCUGACUUGGUGUAUGAGAAGUGUGUGGAGGGAGCAGACGGCUUUGAGGGAGGCCUCGACUGUUUCCCCCAAGGUCAUGACCUGAAGAAGAUCAGGCCUGAAAUGUCAGGCAAGUUCGUGGUGCUGGACACCCUGCUGGCUGUGGUGAAGUCAACAAGCAAUGACAAGGUGGUGCUUGUGUCCAACUACACGCAGACACUCGACCUGUUUGAGAAGCUCUGCAGACAGAGGAACUACCAGCAUGUGAGACUGGAUGGAUCCAUGACUAUCAAGAAGAGAGCCAAGAUAGUGGAAAGAUUCAAUGAUCCCACUAGCCCAGAGUUCAUCUUCAUGCUGAGCAGUAAGGCAGGUGGGUGUGGCCUCAACUUGAUAGGAGCCAAUCGGCUGGUGAUGUUUGAUCCUGACUGGAAUCCAGCCAAUGACGACCAAGCUAUGGCCAGAUGCUGGCGUGACGGACAGAAGAAACAGUGUUUUAUAUACAGAUUUAUUGCAACUGGCACGAUAGAGGAGAAGAUCUUCCAGCGCCAGGCUCACAAGAAGGCCCUCAGCAGCUGUGUCGUGGACAACGAGGAGGAUGUGGAGAGACACUUUAGUCUCGAUGAGCUCAAAGAUCUCUUCAAACUUAACGAGACCACUAUCAGCGAUACACAUGAUAAGUUCAAGUGUCGGCGGUGUGUGAACAACAUCCAGGUGAAGCCCCCUGCCCCCGACACCGACUGCAACUCCGACUUGUCUCAGUGGAACCACUGCGCUGAUAAGAAGGGGCUGCCAGACAUGGCCCUCAAGGCAGCAUGGGACUCCGCGAUCUCCUUCGCUUUCCACCACUAUUCCCAUGAGGCUCAGCGCGAGACGGUCUAACAUUCAGCUGAACACUCUCCUGUGCACAACAACUGUUGACCAUUCUGUGGAAUAUACUGUAUGCUCAGAUGGUGUCAACGAUUGAUGCAAUCCAAUACUGUGGACCCUCCUGUGGAAUAUACUGUAUGCACAGGUUGUGUCAUUGAUUGGCUCACUCCAAUACUGUGGACCAUGUUAUGGAAUAUACUGUAUGCACAGGUUGUGUCAUUGAUUGGCUCACUCCAAUACUGUGGACCAUGUUAUGGAAUAUACUGUAUGCACAGGUUGUGUCAUUGAUUGGCUCACUCCAAUACUGUGGACCAUGUUAUGGAAUAUACUGUAUGCACAGGUUGUGUCAUUGAUUGGCUCACUCCAAUACUGUGGACCCUCCUGUGGAAUAUACUGUAUGCUCAGAUUGUGUCAUUGAUUGACGCAGUCCAAUACUGUGGACCCUGCUGUAUAAUAUCCUGUAUGCUCAAAUGCAUACAAAGCAGAGCAGAUGGUGUCAACAAUUGACUCACUUAAAUACUGUGGACCUGGCUAUGUAAUAUCCUGUGUGUUUAGAUGCUUGCAGAGCAGAGAAGUUUUCUGGUGCUGAAUAUGUGCACAGGUCUACAUUUAUAGUCUCUGUUCAAAUAGGAGUGAAGUUGAUCAUUCUGGUGCCUUUGUCAGUGUGGAUUGGAAGAUCACAGUUGUUCUGAGGAAUUUUAAAAUGUGUAUGAUGCAGACAACAGUCUCUAGCAAGUUUUCCUACUCUUGUGUAAUUGCAAUGUGUAGAAAGUGGUGAAGGGGCUUGAGACAAAUAUGUACAAUCUGUGCUGUAAUCUUUUUCUUUCUUUGUUUUAGCUACCCCUUGUGUCGGUGAUUGACAGUGAAUUGUAUUUCUGUACCUAAACAUGAUUGAUUAGUUAAGUUUACUGGCCAAACAGUUCCGAGUCAGGAGCAGUGGCUAGAGGUUGAAGUCAGAGGCCGGUACGCUUGUGUGAUCUUACUGUACACUACCCAACUCACUAGUGCUCAUGACCGCCUCCGUUGUCUAGUGCAUUGUGCGUCUGCCCGGAGAGCAGAAGGUCAGUGGUUUGAUCCCUGGCCAUGUCAUACCAAAAGACAUUAACAGAUGGUACUUGUUGAUACCCUGCUUGGCAUAAGGUAAUAAAAUGCCUGUUCGCUAUACUGUGUCUGAGUGGGGUAGCCAUGUUAAACUGCGGCAUGGUAUCUCAGUGGGCUAGCACUCUAAAACACGCGUACUUUCAGAGUAGUACAAGCAGACACCCACGCACGCACGCACGCACGCGCACGCACACACACACACACACGUGUCACUGUAUAAUUGCAAUAUCUUGAAAGCCAUGUAAUACAUUUCACCUCACGACUAGUGCUAAAAGAGGAUGUUUCAUGAAUUCUCCAUGUUGUGUCAUGCUGGUACAUGAAGACACUUUUACAAGACCAUGUGAUACAUAUUUAUCUAACAUUGUCAAAAGCAUGUGCAUUUCUCCCAACAAUGUGUUCAUGGAAGUAUUUUCAUAUUUAUUCUGACACAGGACAGGUUUGCCCCCAGUCAACGUGAAUGUGUUUUUAUGUCAUGGGAGGCACAUGUAAUGUGAUUGAAGGAUGUGGAUGAACUGUUUUCAUCUUUCCAAUGUAAACAACAAAAUCCUUGAAUAUGAUGGAUCUAUGCCAGAGCUGGUCAGGCAGGAUCUCUCCCCCAUUCUGCCUGUUUGUGUCAGUUCUGCUGUGAAUCUGUCACUGUCAGUGGAAAUGAAGAAGUUACCAGCA